Panicum virgatum (switchgrass) is the source of this 2632-nucleotide messenger RNA. RefSeq lists its product as uncharacterized. The record is from RefSeq and is a predicted model, not a curated record. The coding region runs from base 62 to 2404 and encodes 780 amino acids. Lineage: Eukaryota; Viridiplantae; Streptophyta; Magnoliopsida; Poales; Poaceae. The transcript has 3 exons.
GACCAUUGCGCACCACUAGACCUUUGCCCUUGCUUGCCGAAAGACACAGAGAGAGAGAGAGAUGGAGGAUGUGUGGAGUGCUGUGAGAUGGUGGGACAGCUGGCAGCUGCGCAUCCUCGUCCUCGGCAGCCUCGGCAUUCAGUGGUUUCUUCUGGUGGCUGCCCCCAUGCGCAAGUACACCGUCCGGCGCUGCUUCAGGCUAUGCAUAUGGCUUGCAUACAUUAGCAGCGAUGCUCUGGCCAUCUAUGCGCUCGCCACCCUCUUCAACCGUCACGCCAGGGCGACCGGCAGCAGCAGCUGUGAUUGCAUUGCGAACAAUAAUAAGGCGAGGAUCCUGGAGGUCCUAUGGGCUCCUGUCCUGCUCAUCCAUCUCGGCGGGCAGGAGGAGCUGACUGCCUACACCAUCGAAGACAACGAGCUGUGGACAAGGCACACCGUGACGCUGGUGUCCCAGGUCGCGGUUGCCCUGUACGCCUUCUACAAGUCGUGGCCUAACCCCAGCGACUGGAAGCUACUGGCGUCGGCGAUCCUGCUCUUCAUCAUCGGGGUCAUCAGUUUCAGCGAGAAGCCAUGGGCCCUCAAGAAAGCCAGCAUCAAUAGGCUGGCGUCCGUGUCGGCGACGAUACAAGGAACGCAGGAGCGUACAAGACUGGCGGUGUACCUGGACGACCUUUUGUUCUCCGACUGGUACAGCUGCUCCACCACCACCAAGUCCGGCGAGAAGCUUAGUAGCCUGCUGCCUGCAGGUGUGGGUUGGCACAACUGCUUCACCUUCACCGAGUCGAGCAAGAAGAAGCAGCCGCCGGAGCAGGCGGCGGGUGAGGAGGAUAAUGUGCGCUUGUCGGCGGCAGAUAAAGUCUAUAUGGUGCUCUCGGACAUGUCGCUGUCAGCUGCUGCCGACGACCUUGUGCAGCGGCGCAGAGCUCGAAAUGUCCAGGAUGUUCUUCGGCCUCUGAGCCCCAAGGCGGAGGAGCUGAAGCGCUGGCUGCGUGGCGCGUUUGGGCUCAUCUACACCAGAGCUAAUUUGGUUUUCACUCGCACAUACCUGGUCUACCAUGUGCUGGUGGUGCCGAUCCUGCACACCGCCGCCCUGACGCUGUUUGUGACGAGCCACAAGGAUGGGUACGACCGCACCGACGUGAAGAUCACGUACAUCCUCCUGUGCCUCACCGCUGCGCUGGAUUUUUUCGCGGUGUUCAUCCGCCAGCUGCUGUACCGGGCCAUGUCCGCAAGAAGCGUCCCGGCCUUGUGCGAGACGGUGCCAGGCUACAACCUCGUGGACGCGGUUCUCCGGCGGAGGAACAAGGACAUUGGGUGCCUGCUGCUCAAGUGCGCCACCAGCAUGGACUGCGAGGAGGAGUAUCUCGAGUACUGCAAGUGCGGAGGCUGCUGCGGCGGCGGUCGAGACUACACAUUGUACAAGAAUGUGUCGGAGAUGGUCCUUGCAGAUCUGGUGGAUAUUCCACCGGGCCGCGACCUUACCAAUUACAGGGUCUUCACGGUGCCACAGCCACACGGAUCAGGCGGCAAUGUCGAGACAACAAUGCCGCAGCAGAGGCAGAUCAGCAGCCGCCCGCCGGGCGCGGCCAACUGGGCUCUAAGUGAGGAGCAGCAGAUGGUGUGCGGCCCCGAGGUACGGCACGCCCUGCGUGGGUCGUUCGACAGGAGCGUCCUCGUCUGGCACAUCGCCACCGACCUCUGCUUCCGCUUGGAAGGUCGUCCUCCCGCCAACAGCGAGCAAGACUCACACUGGCUACGCAUCAAGUGCACGGAAGCAAUAUCCAGCUACAUGGCUCGGCUGCUGAAUUUCCACCCGGACAUGCUGCUCACCGGCAGCAGGCGGCACCUGGUCAGUGAAGCCAUGGAUGAGUUCAAGUCCAUCUUGGACCGCACCAUGGUAGAUAACAGCGGCCAGCCACUCAGCGAAGACGACCUGACCAAGAUCAUCGACAUCGGUAUUGAAGCUCAAUACAAGGAGGUGCCCAUCGACAUCGAUAACGAAGUUGAAUACAAGGAGGUGCCCAUCGACAUCGAUAACGAAGCUGAAUACAAGGAGGUAAAAUCUUUCUUCCACAUCCCCAAGGCAUGCAGUCUUGCAAAGGAGCUGCGGAACCUUGACCCGUCCACGCGCUGGAAGGUGAUGUACCGGGUGUGGCUGGGCAUGCUCUUCUACUCCGCCAGCAUGUGCAGGGGCUACCUGCACGCUAAGAGCUUGGGUGAAGGUGGUGAGUUCCUCUCCUACGUCUGGCUCGUCCUCUCGCUCAAGGGUGCCAAAACCCUGGCCGACAAGCUUCAGAUGCUGGAGGGAGGCGACGAGGAACCAGCGCAACACCCAGAUCGACGACUUGAGAUGCUGGAGGGAGACCACGGGGUACCAGCGCCAGAUGGUUUGGAAAUUAAUUAAAUCCUCCAGAAGCUUCAAUUCUAUCUCCGAUGCCAUGAGUUUAUAUAUCAAGUCUACUGUUUGUUUGUGUUUUUAAUUUCCACUCCAGCUAGCGUUCUCCGAUAUGAUACAACUACUGGCCGGUUUGUUUAGUUUGUUGCCUUCCUUGUAUGGGCGUUCGCCUGCGGCUUAAUAAGCUCAGCCCCUGACUCUGAUUCAGUGUGUUUAAUUUGUUGUCGUCUUGUGCGA